Messenger RNA from Trypanosoma theileri, 306 nucleotides. Its product is annotated as basic transcription factor 3a. The transcript has a single exon. The coding region runs from base 1 to 306 and encodes 101 amino acids. NCBI's taxonomy places the organism in Eukaryota, Euglenozoa, Kinetoplastea, Trypanosomatida, Trypanosomatidae. Gene Ontology annotation, cellular component: nascent polypeptide-associated complex; cytosol. The record is from RefSeq and is a predicted model, not a curated record.
AUGCCAGCUAUCACCCAAGAGAUGCUCCGCAAGCGCGCGGAGUCUGUGCGCACCGGCGGCCGCGGUUCUGUGCGCCGCACCGUGAAGGCCGUCCACCGCAGCAGCGGCGAGGACAAGAAGGUGCAGGGCGUGCUGAAGCGCCUCGGCGUUACACCAUUCAAUGAUAUUGAUGAGGCCAUCUUCUACCGCCAGGACGGUUCUGUGUUUUUCUUUGACAAGCCAAAGGUGCAGGCAUCUAUGCAGUCGCAGUGCUUCGUCGUCUCUGGUCCCUACGAUGUGAAGGACGCCAGCGAGGUUGCCCACUAA